This is a messenger RNA of Drechmeria coniospora, 2139 nucleotides long. RefSeq lists its product as uncharacterized. Gene Ontology annotation, cellular component: RQC complex. The transcript is spliced from 3 exons. Gene Ontology annotation, biological process: ribosome-associated ubiquitin-dependent protein catabolic process; rescue of stalled cytosolic ribosome. Lineage: Eukaryota; Fungi; Ascomycota; Sordariomycetes; Hypocreales; Ophiocordycipitaceae. The record is from RefSeq and is a predicted model, not a curated record. Bases 1 to 2139 code for a protein of 712 amino acids.
AUGUCGACUCGGCAGCUACGGAAGCUGCAGCGACAACGAGAGCUGGACCGGACCGAUGAUUUGGUUGAGAAGACCUCUGAUGGGGAGUCGGACGUUGAAGAAGCCGUGCCAGCCAUACAACCGCGCCCUAAUCUUUUUGCUGCCUUGGGCGGCGACGAUGAUGAUGACGGCCUGAACGAUGAGGAGAAUCAAGGUUCCGAGGAAGACGAGACUCGAUUUGAGGGACGACAAGAAUUAAACAACGAGACUCAGCUUCCGAAGAAAUCUAAAAAGAAAAAGAAGAAAGCGAAGAAGGGUACCAAGGCAACCAAGGCCCACGCGGACGCCGCUGAGGGAGUCGGUGGAAGGCAGGGGGAGCCCAGCGAGGAAGACGAGAUCGACAAGGCCAUCAAAGCGUUGAACAUUUCUCCAAACAUGUCCAGUGCGUACGCGGCGAAACAAGAGAGUAAAGGGACGUACCGAUGCCGUCUGAACGAACUACUAGGCAUCAACACGCACCACCUGCGGCCCAUCAACGAGAUGAGACAGCUAUUCGGUCGCGACGUCAUGGAAUCGGCAUCGACGGAGGAGCAGCAACACGAAAACAAUCGACGCCGACGGAAUGCUACGCAACAGCAGGAUCUGGAAACGUAUUUGCGAGAACCGCUAGGGGCGCCGAAACUGCCGCAGGUAUCACUUCGACGAAACGUCUUCGUCCAGGGGCGUGAUCAUUGGCCGCGCCAGUCUGCCGGCGGGUUAACUAUGGCGGAGUUGGACAAGUCACCGGAUGGAUCCUGGACCCAGUACACGUACGCGCACAGCAAGGACUACGACGGUGUCCAGGCCUUGUUCUUCGCGUGCGUGCAAAUCGGAGACCCGAUGCGAAUGGUUCAUCUGCUCAAACGAUUCCCGUACCACGUGUCGACUUUGCUCCAGGUGAGCAGCGUCGCGAAACAAGACCAGAACAUGGCCCUCGCGGGUGAGCUGUGCGAACGGGCUCUGUUUACAUUUGGUCGAGUGACGACGUCGUCGUUUAGGCAAGACAUCGAACGGGGACAAGCCCGGCUGGACUUUUGCCGACCGGAGAACAGGCAAUUUUGGCUCGCCGGAUACCACGAACUGAAGAGCCUCAUCCAGAAAGGCACCUACAGAACAGCGUUGGAGUGGUCCAAGCUUCUCUUCGCCAUGGAUAGGCAGGACCCCUACGCCAUGAGGCACUUCAUCCACGUGCUGGCUCUCAGGGCCUACGAGUCUCAAUGGCUCAUCGACUUCCUCGACGAGGCGGAGGCGGCGGGUGACCAUGGCGAUUUCGUGUACAUCCGACAAAGCCUCGUGCUGGCAAAGCUGCAGCUUGGCGAUCCGGAAGGGGCCCGUCGGAGCCUCGAACUGGGCCUCGACGCACCACCGUCCAUCUGGGGUGUCAAGCCUGACUCGGACGCACAAUCAUUCUGGGUCAAGUUGUACCUGCACCAGACCAAGGAUUUGUGGAACAACCCGCAGGCGACAGGGCUUGUUCAGGACGUCGCACAGGGGCUCACCCGAGCCGACACGACAUCGCUGAAGACGGAGGAAAUUCCGGUCGACCUCGGGGCAACCAGAUUAGGAUACCUCGAAGGGCAGACGUCCCUGUUGGCGGUGGCACCGAGGGAAUUAUUAAACAGGCAUCCAAACUACGAGUUUGAUCCUCUACCACCGCCACUGGAGGACAACAUACUCACGGGCGAGAGUGCGCGAUGGCCGUGGCGCGAGCGGUCGGGACCGGACGACGGUCGGGAUGCAGCGUUGCUGGCCGAGAUGCAGGACCUGAUUUUUGGGCAGCCGCCGCUGGGACGUCUAGGGCCACUCGAGGACGAGGAGGACUACUCCGACGACGAGAUACGUGCCCUCCGCGAAGCAGACGACGAGGAGCUGAGGAGGGAUAUCGAGGACAGCAUCGGCGGGAACAGCGAGCCCGGGAUUCUGGCGAUGCUGAUGCAGAUGCUCGGCGUCAAUCGGGGCGCCGGAGCGGAGAGUGGCAGAAACGACGACGACUCGGAGGACGAAGCCGACCAAGCGGAGGAUGCGGAGGAUGCGGAAGGGCUACCGGGAGCCUGGCCGAUGGGCGGCGGCGGCGGCGGCGGAGCGAAUGCCACGAAUCCGACGGACGAGGCUCGUCGGUGA